AUGCCUGCACCUGAUCAAGUGCCAGAGCCCACAUCUCUCCUCCCACGCCCUGCUGUAAAGGGUGGGACUAAUGCACAGUAUGGCCCUGCCUGGACGGGCAUGCAUCCUCCAGACACCGACCCGGCAACAGUGGACAGGCAUCCCAGUGGCAUCAUGGUUGAAGACCUCAUGAGGGAGCUGGAGUGGAUUGACCCCAACACCUCAGCAGUGUAUGACUACUCGAUGGACGCUGACAAGGCUUACUACCUGACUGCCACCUCUGGCUUCUACCCUGGCGAGUUUGGCUUCUUCAGCCGCGGCAGACAGACCACCAACUGGAUUGGCUACGUGGCCAUUUCCAAGCCUCUGGGGGAGAAGAGGAAGCGGGACAUUGCAGUGGUCUUCAGAGGCACACAGGCCAAGACAGAGUGGGCGUCCGACUUUGUGUGGGAGAUGCAGCCCUGGAGCGACCUGCAGACUGGACGGCACAAUGUCAAGGUGGCCAAGGGGUUUGAGACCAUGUACAGGCGCUUUGCUUCCACACCAGGAAACACCCUCUCCAUCCAGGGUCAGGUGCACGUGGCGCUGAGCAAGCUGCUGACUCAGUACGGGGACGAGAUCGGCUCCAUUACUACUACGGGCCACUCCCUCGGCGGCGCUCUGGCGUCCCUGUGCGCGUUUGACAUCGCCUGGUCGCGCAUCAACCGAGUGGAGGACAAACCGGGGGGCGCCCUCAUCCCUGUGACUGCCUUCACCUUCGAGGCUCCGCGCGUAGGCAAUGCGGCGUACGCAGCAACCUUUGAUGGAGACUACAGCCCGGACAACCCUCCUGCCGACCUCAACAGCGUCAAGUAUGUGAAGAUGCUGCGCGUCGUCAACGUACCUGACAUCGUCCCCAAGGCGCCGCGCACCGGAUUUCGCCGCCAGUUCCUGCUGCCGUGGCGCUGGCCUCAGCUGGUGUUCUGGGCAGGCGCAACCGCGGCCGGUGUCCUGAUUCCGUCCCUGCGAAACCGCGAGCUCGGCUAUGUGCACGGCGGAUUCGAGUUCAAUUUGAACUCGAUUCCCCUGGAGGCUGAAGGCAUCAUCCGGGACAUGAGGAACGACCACUGGCCUUGCCACAUCAAGACCAAGAUCGGCCAGUGGCACGAUCUGCUCAUGGCGCUAUACCUCAUUGACGACACGCGCCCCAUUGGGGAUCUGAACCCCCAUCUGCCAGCUAACCAGCCAUGA
Messenger RNA from Coccomyxa subellipsoidea C-169, 1209 nucleotides. RefSeq lists its product as hypothetical. The coding region runs from base 1 to 1209 and encodes 402 amino acids. The transcript is spliced from 9 exons. NCBI's taxonomy places the organism in Eukaryota, Viridiplantae, Chlorophyta, Trebouxiophyceae, Coccomyxaceae. The record is from RefSeq and is a predicted model, not a curated record. Gene Ontology annotation, biological process: lipid metabolic process.